Alternaria infectoria is the source of this 1011-nucleotide messenger RNA. RefSeq lists its product as uncharacterized. NCBI's taxonomy places the organism in Eukaryota, Fungi, Ascomycota, Dothideomycetes, Pleosporales, Pleosporaceae. Bases 1 to 1011 code for a protein of 336 amino acids. The transcript has 2 exons. The record is from RefSeq and is a predicted model, not a curated record.
AUGAGCGAAGCUGAACAUGCUGAAACCUUUCCUUUUGAGCGUCUACCCCUGGAGCUACAGAGACACGUCCUCACCUACGUACUCCCUCAAAACCAGAGCAUAAAGUUCAGAUGGGGACCAUAUCCCGAGCAACCCGACUACAGACCCAAAUGGAUCAUCGAGACGCGACCAAUAGGCGCCGUGCUUCCUUGGGAGAACCAUCACGAAAGGGAAAUGAACGGUAACCAGCACAUCAGUAACAGUCUAUCUGACUAUGCCGCUUUGAUACGCGUGAAGACCCUAGCACAGGAAGCGAAAGCCCUCUUCCUCCACACCAACGAAAUCACCCUCGUCAUCACCUCCAAACAAUACACCUCCGAACUGCACUUCGGUCCUUUUAAGCUCGAUUCCCGCCGCCUCAACGUACACACACUGCGCGACAUAGAAAACCUCCGCAUCAUCCUGAACAUCGGAUCUGGGGAUAGCACGGCCGCGCCGUGUAACCGGCUGCGGACGCGCUUACAGCAGAUCGUCACGCAACUUACUCUUCACGCCGAGGACAAGGAUCAAAAGUCUCUGUUGAAGAAACUUGAGAUCAGUGUUGCGGUUGAUGGUCUUGAUCUCGUGGAUGUCAAGGAAGUCGGGCUGGAAGAUGUGGAUGAUGGACCUCUUGGGUAUCUGGGUGCGAUGGACAUGGCUGGGUUUAUGGAGCCAGCUCCCGAAACGAAUCCUUAUGUGCCGCAUUUUAUGUUCGCACUUGAACCGCUCGUGGGACUUUUUCCCAGUGUGGUUGUUGAGAGUGUGAGGGUGAGGGGUGUGCCGAGCUGGUUUGCUAGGUGUCUUGAACUUUGUGUAAGGGGUCAGGGUGGUGAGUUGGUCGAGUUGGACUGGGGGUGUGAUGUUGUAAUGAGGCAGGUUGGUGUGGGCGUUGCGAGGAAACGCCGGGUUAGUGUUACGAGGAAGAUGUGGAUGCAGCCGGUUUAUGACUGGAGGCGGUAUGCUGAGGAGAAUGGGAUCGAGGUUGAUGAUUGA